UAUACAAUCUGGAGAAGCGAGGAAUAUGUGAGAAGUUGUAAUUAGUGAUUCUGCUGACAGGUGAUUAAUUUGUGUUUCACUUUAUAGGAAGCAUCAUGGUUGGGGUCACUGCUACUACUUGGUGCUUGUGUCGGUGCCUUUGUGUCUUCAUGGGUAAUCAGUCUGGGUAGGAGACGAGCUGUCCUGGCUUCCGCUUUUCCACGCCUCUUUGGUUGGAUAAUGAUUGGUGCUGCUUCUGACGUGUAUAUGCUGUAUGGUGGCAGGCUGCUGAAAGACACGUGCAGAAGGCAAAUAUGGGUUUUAGCUUUACUAAGAGACAACUACACACCAGGCAAACAAGCACGUCUCUGCUCUAAGCAUUUUGCCCCUGAAGAUUUUGACAGAAUUUCUUUGUCUUGCAUCAGACUACGAGAAAAUGCUGCUCCUAGUAUAUUUGAGGCUUUUGCUGCUCACCUGCAGAAGAAGACAAAUAACAGGAAGCCCCCCAAAACUCAGACUGUUUGUGAGCCUUCUCCUUCUGAAGCUGCAGCUUCCACUGUUAAUGUAGCAGAAAAUCACCUAGAAGCUAAUUUAACAAACUCUCCAAUGAAAGUGAUGAAGAGGAAAUUAGAGGAAAACUUGUGAAGUCUUGGAAAAAAUAAAACUUUUGCAACAAAAAACACGACGACUGAAAAAGAAUAAUGCCGACUUGUGUUCGUUGAUUAGUGUAUUAAAUUCAUAAGAAAAACUUUUUAUACUUGUCUGCUGCAUCCACGAACGCUGGAAAAUUGGUACAAUACAGUAGAAGUGAAACCCAGAUUUACCAAGGCAUCAUUCAGUGCACUCGAGCAGAAGGUCGAGAAAUCCACAGACGAAACUUCUGGCAAUAUUUUUUCUUUGGUGAUGAAUGAAAUGGCUAUUCAUCAGCAUGUUGAAUGGGAUGGCAAAAUAUAUCGCAGGUUUAUCGACAUGGGGACUGAACUAUGUGAUGAUUGCUUGGCUGUAGCUAAAGAAGCUCUCACUCUUAUGCUAGUGUCAUUCAAGUCUACUUUUUAGUUAACAAUUGGAUAUUUUUUUAUUAAUGGACUUUGUGGUAAUGAAUGCAGCAAUUUAGUUUUGCUGGCUUUGAACAAACUUCAUUCAGUUGGAGUGAAUAUUGUAUCUCUAACUUUUGAUGGUGCAGCUCCUAAUUUAGCUAUGAUGAAAAAUCUUGGUUGCAGCUUGAAUCCUGAAAAUAUAAAGUAUGAUCCUCCUGCUACAGGCAAGCCAGUGUGCAUUUUUCUUGAUCCAUGUCAUAUGUUCAAGUUGUUAAGAAAUUCUCUUGGCGAUCUAGGUAAAUUUUUUGAUGCAGAAGGUAAUACAAUUGAGUGGCAAUUCAUUGUCAAUCUCCACCAGUUACAGGAAAAAGAAGUCUGCAUCUCGGAAACAAGUUAAGAGCUUUACAUAUUGAAUACGUGAAGGGAAAAUGAUUGUAAAAUUGGCCGUGCAGUUACUUGGUGACUGUUGCCAACUCCCUCCAGUUUUGUUUGGAUGAGAAGAUACCCGGAUUUCAUGGUUGCCAAGGAACAAUAAAAUUCAUACGAACACUCAAUGCACUGUUUGACAUCAUGAAUUCUUGUAACUUGUGUAGUUACGGCUGGAAGCGCCCUUUGCAAGCAAAUGAUAAUUCAGAGGUAAUGAAGUUCAGAAAGUGUACAACAGUGUCUGGUUUCCUUAACAUUACUGCCUGAUAGCUGCCUAUUGUUCAAUCCAGAAGAAAAACAGGAUUUAUUGGACUCCUUGUUUGUUGCAAAAGUCUGCAAAAAAUUAGCAAAAUGUUAAUUGUUACUUCAAAACCACUUUUGGAUUACUUCUCAACUUACAAAAUGAGUCUGGAUCAUAUAUAAAUAUUUUUUGGCAAAAUUAGGAGUAUGGGAGGGUGCAACAACAAUCCCACGGCUUGGCAGUUAUCAGCAGCCUACAAGAAGGUGUUAACUCGCAAUAACUUUGAAGAAGUGACUCGUGGAAAUUGCUUAGCUUUAGAAUCUAUCCCAAUUCCAACUGCCUCUAGUAAUUAUCUAAAGGAUCUUAAUGCCAAUGUUCCAAUGAGCAAUUUAAUUAACUCUUCUCUUGAUAUAAGCAGGGUCUUUGAGCAAGAUAACAUUUAUCAAUAUGAGGAGUCUGUUGUGCUCUCAGAAGAGGGAAAUGCUAACUUAGUUUAAUCUAGUGUGGUCCCUCCUUGUGCUCAGAAAAUAGUUGCAUAUAUAGCUGGUUUUGUCUCUGUGAAACUUAAGAAAUCUUUGAAGUGUGAAGCAUGCCGUAGUGUACUAUUUACCCAAAAAUGUGGAUGGAUGAAAAUCGUGCAUUAAUCACUAUAAAAGCCAAAGGGAAUCUAUCAUUUCCGACUAAAGAUGUCAUUGCUAUAUGUUGCUUAUGCAAAAAGGUAUUCAGAGAAAAAAUAUUGCUUGCCAGUAAAAUACACCCCUAUGCAAAACUGUCAACCUAUGAUU
Molecule: messenger RNA, 2468 nt
Organism: Homarus americanus (American lobster)
Lineage: Eukaryota; Metazoa; Arthropoda; Malacostraca; Decapoda; Nephropidae
Product: THAP domain-containing protein 2-like
Exons: 2
Coding region: 220-624 (134 amino acids)
Source: RefSeq, a predicted model, not a curated record